AUGGUAUUAAAAAAGAGAAAUGUAAAUAAUAAAAAUACACAAUUAAAACCUUAUUAUAAUAAAGCUUAUGUUAAAGAUACAACACAAAUGAAUGAAUAUAAUGAAGAUUACAAAAAAGAGGAAAAGAACGAAACAAGAAUAGAUAAUUGUAGAAAAAAAAAAUUAUAUGAGUUAUCAAAAGUAAUAAAUAUAAAAAACACAAAAAAACACAAUUGUUUUGAGUUUAAUGAAAAAAUAAUAAAUUCAAAAAGCAAAUUAAAAAAAAAAAUAAUUAGUGAUAGCAGUUGUAGUGAAGAUAAUACAAUAAAAAAAAAUUUUUUUGUCGAAAAAAUAAAAUAUGAAAAUGAUUUUGAUGAUGAUAAAAAUAUAUUUUCAUCUAAUAAUGUAGAAAAUUCCUUUAAUGAAGAAAACGAGGUUAGUAACACAAUAAUCACGGAUAAAAAUUAUAAUGAAGAUUUACAAAUUAACAAAAAUUUCUGUUCAAAAAAAUAUAUAAGUAAGGAUUUUGUAAAGAAUAAUGAUAGCACAGAAAUGUGUAAUGAAGAAGAUGAAAGUAAAUUAUUAUUCAGUUUUAUUAAAGAUAAUAUUAAAAAUGAUAUGGCAGACAAAACUUUAUGUGAAAGCAGUAUUAAUCGAAAUAAUAUAAAAACAUAUCAAUGUAAUAAAAACUCUUCAAAUACAAAUAGUUUUGAUGAAACUCAUAUGAAUAAAAAUAAUUAUGAUAAAAUAAAUUCAAAUGUUAAUCUUUUUAGUGAAAAUGAGUCAAAUGAAAAUAAUUUAAGAAAAACUGAAAGUGAUGUAGAUUUUAGAUUUAGUGGAAAAAAAAAAAAUAAAAAAAAUAAAAUAAUAUCAAGUAGUGAAAAUUCUAAAUAUAUUUCUGAUUAUUCAAAUUUAUAUGAAAAUUCUCAUGAGACAGAUCUGUCUUAUGAUAAUUCAGAUGGAAAAAAAAAAACUGAUGAAUAUGCAUUACAUUUAAAGAUAUUUAAUGAACAAAAUUUAGACGAUGAUUACUUUAGCUUUAAUUCUUUAAGUAUAAAAAAAUCUAUUAGAUUGUAUAUUGAAUUUAUUACUUUAUCUCUACUAUCUCCAAACUUUCAGUAUAAGGUUAAUUACUUUAAGGUUUCUGAAAAUACUAAAAAAGUAGUAGAGUUAUUAAAAUUAAAUUAUUCAAACAUUCAUAAAGAAUUAGAAAAAAAAAAAUUUCUUGAAGAAUAUUAUAAUAAGUCAGAUAGUACAACAGAAGGGCUAAAAAAUAACAAAAAAAAAAAAAAAAAAAAUCUAAAAAGAUUAUUUGAACAUGACUCUGAUAGUCAAAAAAACAAAGAGUCAUAUAAUCAAAGCCAUUUUAGUAAUUUUAUGUUAAAUCAAGAAAAAAUGAAAAAAAAAAAAAAAAAAAAAUAUAUUAUAAGUGACGGUAGUUCUCUAUCAAAUAUUGAAUAUUCAUAUAAUAAAAAAAUUAACUUAAAAGAUGAAAAUAAUCUAAAUAUGAAUAACAGCGAGAAAUCGAUAGAAGAAAAUUAUAAUGAAAAAUUUGAAAUUAAAAAAUUAGAAAAAGAUAAAAAAGAAGAAAUAAAAGAAAAGAAGCAACAACAUAGACAGAAAGUAGAAUAUGAUUAUGAAAUAGAAAAAGAAUAUGAGGAUGAUGAUGAGAAGGAAGAUGAUAAUGAUGAGGAUGAAAAUGAAGAAGAUGAUAAUGAUGAGGAUGAAAAUGAAGAAGAUGAUAAUGACGAGGAUGAGUAUGAAAAUGAUGAAGAAGAUGAGAAUGAGGAUGAGAAUGAUGUUGAGAGCGAAGAUAAAGAAUAUGAAUAUGACAUAUUUGGAAAUUCUAAAAAAGAAAAAGAGUAUUCAUAUAAUAAUAAAAUGAACUUUAAAAAAAAAAUAAUGAAAGAUAUUAAUGACAGUUUUAUGUAUAAUAUUUUGAAUGAUGAAAUACUAAAAAUUUAUGAGUUCUUAAAGAAUGAAGAAAAGUUUAGUAAUUACGAUUUUUUAAAAAUGAUUUGUAAAAUAAGUAAAAAUAAAUCAAAAAAUUAUUAUGAUCGUUGUAUCCAAAAAAUUGAAAAUAAAAUUUUAUCAAAAAGAGAUCAAUUCGAGUCCCAUCCUUUUCAAACUAGUUUUAAAAAUAUUUUAAAAAAUUAUGCAAAUAUUUUUAUUUUUUACCUAGAAUAUAAUAAAAUAUGUUGCUCUUGUUGUAAUAGAAAACUAACUUAUGCUUGUCCUGUUUUUUUUAUUAAGCCUUUUUAUAAUUCAGCUGAUUUAUGGAAUAAUUGCUUUUUUAACUUUAUGAGAGUAAAUAACUUUGGAUGGUUAGGGAAAUUGUAUUUCAAUAACUUUUCUAACCCAAUUGAUAUAUUGAAAAAUGAAGAAAAUGAUGAAUUAAAAAUGAAAAAAAUUAAAGAGUCAAAUAAAUUAUUUAUAAAAAAUCAGAAUGAGAAAAGAAAAAAAGAUUUUUUACAAAUUAAUAAAUCUAAUUCUAACAACGCCACAGUUUUGCAGAAUGAAAAAUAUAUUCUUAAUCAUAUAAAAGAAAGUGAAAAUUUUAACUCAUAUAGAUAUACUAAUAUGAUUGAAGGAAGACGUUUAAAAAAAAAAAGAAAAGAAUUGAAUUUUAAUAAUUUUUAUUUUAAAGGUGAGCGUGAAGAAAAUAGUAUAAAUUUAAUCAUGGAGAAUAUUUGUGAAAAUUUUUGCAAUUUAUCAGAAAAUUACAUUGAAAAAGAUAUUUUAGUUUUACAAUUGGGUUCUUAUUGUGUCUCUUCUGUAUAUUAUUGGCAUGUGUUUCACCAUUAUAAAUUUUUUAUUACUAAAAUUAUUUAUAUAACAUCAUUAGGUUUAUACAAGAAAAAUAAAGAUUUAUUUAAAGAACCAUUAUUAUUAGCUUACGUAAUAUCCAAAAAAUUGUAUAAGAAAUUAUAUGAAGAUUUUAAAGUUCUCAUGAAUAUAGAUAUUUCGCAAAUUAAAAAUAAGUUAGAUGAAUGUGAUCUAUUUAUUAAAUAA
Messenger RNA from Plasmodium gallinaceum, 2991 nucleotides. Its product is annotated as conserved Plasmodium protein, unknown function. The record is from RefSeq and is a predicted model, not a curated record. Lineage: Eukaryota; Apicomplexa; Aconoidasida; Haemosporida; Plasmodiidae. The transcript has a single exon. Bases 1 to 2991 code for a protein of 996 amino acids.